GAACCUGUGUGUGACACUGUUUUACCUAUGGCAGUCUAUGAAAGGCAUAUCCUCAUCAAACAUAAGGAACCAGAGGGAGUAAUAACCAUGGAGGAUAACCCCACUGUCAUUAAUAUGGAUAGUCAUGAAGGGACCAGUUCAUCAGGGCGAAGGAGAAGGUUCAUCCCCAGAGCCAUUGGCUAUGUCACUGGAGAUAUGAGAGAAUAUGCAGACUGGCUCAAAGACAAACCUGUCAUACUUCAGUUCCUUGACUGGAUUCUUCGAGGCAUAUCCCAAGUGGUGUUUAUUAAUAACCCCAUCAGUGGCAUCAUCAUCAUAAUUGGGCUGCUGGUCCAGAGUCCCUGGUGGACCCUCACAGGCUGCCUGGGAAAUGUAGUGUCCACGCUGACAGCCCUACUUCUCAGUCAAGACAGGUCAGCAAUAGCAGCUGGGCUUCAUGGCUAUAAUGCCACCCUGCUGGGAAUACUCAUGGCUAUUUUCUGCUACAAGGGAGACUAUUACUGGUGGCUUUUAUUCCCUGUCAUUGUCAUGUCCAUGACAUGUCCAAUUCUUUCCAGUGCAUUGGGUUCAGUGUUCUGUAAAUGGGACCUCCCUGUCCUCACCCUGCCUUUCAACAUGGCAUUAACAAUGUACUUGGCAGCCACUGGACCUUACAACCCCUUCUUUCCCACCAAAUUAGCUACAAUAUCGGUUCCCAAUGUUACCUGGGACCAGAUCAAUGUCCCUGAGUUACUCAAAGCCAUCCCAGUGGGAAUUGGUCAGAUCUACGGCUGUGAUAAUCCUUGGACUGGUGGGCUUUUCCUGGUUGCCAUUCUCCUCUCCUCCCCACUCAUGGGCUUGCAUGCAGCGAUUGGAUCAAUAGUGGGGAUGAUAGCAGGGCUGAGCCUUUCAGCUUCAUUUGAAGAUAUCUAUGCUGGAUCAUGGGGCUUCAACAGCUCACUAGCCUGCAUAGCAAUAGGAGGGAUGUUCAUGGCUCUCACUUGGCAAACCCAUCUCCUAUCACUUGCCUGUGCUCUGUUUACUGCUUACCUGACCAUAGCAUUAAGAAACAUGAUGGCUGUGUUUGGGUUGUCACCAUGUACCUGGCCCUUCUGCUUGGCCACGCUUGUCUUCCUCCUAGUGACAACGAAAAAUCAGUCAAUCUACAAGCUGCCGCUCAACAAAGUGACUUACAGUGAAGAGAACCGCAUCUUCUACCUGACAGCAAGGAAAAAGUUAGCAGAAAGCCCUUUGGGAUGGAAAGACCAAGUCAAAGCCGACUCAUCUGAUUUUAAACCCAGACGACACCAUCAACUUGAACUAUCUGUGAAUUAAUAUCUUCUACUGUAGUGGAAUCUU
Molecule: messenger RNA, 1338 nt
Organism: Trichosurus vulpecula (common brushtail)
Lineage: Eukaryota; Metazoa; Chordata; Mammalia; Diprotodontia; Phalangeridae
Gene: SLC14A1
Product: solute carrier family 14 member 1 (Kidd blood group)
Exons: 9
Coding region: 28-1314 (428 amino acids)
Biological process (GO): urea transmembrane transport
Cellular component (GO): membrane
Molecular function (GO): urea transmembrane transporter activity
Source: RefSeq, a predicted model, not a curated record